This is a messenger RNA of Tuber melanosporum (Perigord truffle), 696 nucleotides long. RefSeq lists its product as uncharacterized. The record is from RefSeq and is a predicted model, not a curated record. Bases 1 to 468 code for a protein of 155 amino acids. Gene Ontology annotation, molecular function: translation initiation factor activity. The transcript is spliced from 4 exons. Gene Ontology annotation, biological process: translational initiation. Gene Ontology annotation, cellular component: eukaryotic translation initiation factor 3 complex; nucleus; cytoplasm. NCBI's taxonomy places the organism in Eukaryota, Fungi, Ascomycota, Pezizomycetes, Pezizales, Tuberaceae.
AUGUGGCCGCGGCGGUCAUCACCAACCGUAACCGUAAGAACAAUAGCGGCCAGUACCAGAAACAGCUCAAGGACCUUGUCCGCAUUGUCAAGCAGGAGUUGUAUGAAUAUCAUGACCCCAUCACCGAUUUUUGAGGCGGAGGAGGUGCUGGGGAGUGACUUUUUUCUUGCGUCUUCUGCCGCUUCAUUUGUCGACUCGGCAAGACAUUUGAUCUCUGAGUCUUAUUGCAAGAUUCACCAGCGGAUCGACAUCAAAGAUCUUGCUCAGCGUUUGAAUCUUACCCAAGAUGAGGGCGAGAAGUGGAUUGUCAACCUCAUCCGCGAUACUAGAGUAGAUGCUAAGAUCGACUACAAGGAUGGGACUGUUAUAAUGAACCAUCCUCCACAAUCAGUAUACCAGCAAGUUAUUGAGAAAACUAAGGGAGGUUUGUUUAGAACGCAAGUGCUCACUGCUGCGGUUUCAAAAUAAUGGGUUGUUGUAUCUAUUCUUUUCCUACAUUUUUAUUCGUGUUCUCUUUUCCAUCCGGCAGACUAAGGGCUAGGUGGUUGUUUUAUGCGAAAAAAGUUCACGUAUUCAUAUAUUCAUGGACGUUGACAUUGGUAUGGAGGUUUUGUGUAAAUAAAAAAGGGACCUGCAGUAGAUCACAACCAUAGUUGUUUGGGAUACCCCAUGUUAUCUGUUCAUGAUAUUACUGUA